CUCAGGGUAGGAUUGUGCUCACAGUCACAGGGAUGGAGCUCAGCGCUGGAGUUCUCAAGACUUGAAUUUCUGUUCGCUCUUCUGGGACUAGGAAGGAAAGUGAUCUUAGCCAGAUGUCUAUUGGACAGCAGCCAGAAGAAAGAGGUUCUUCCUGCAUAAGGUGUAAAGGGGAAUGUGCAGGUUUUCAUACACACUCCUGGAGGAAGACCUGUGGUUGCUGUCGCUGCCCCCGAGAAGAUCACAUGUUGCCAUGUGAUGCAGAAGAAGACACCCGUAUUGGACAGCUGCUUUCAGCCCCGAGAUUUUCUGCACUGACCGCACGAGUUAAAGGCAGUGAAGGGUUGAGGGUCUAUAAAAGAAAUCGUAUGAUAAUUACUAAUCCUAUUACUUCCCGCAAGGACCCAACAUUUCUCACUGUUACUUAUGAGUGGGCCCCUCCUGGACUCAACCAGAAACUGGCCAAGCGCUACAUGGAGCUAAUCCCCAAGAAGAUGCAACCUAUUGCUGGUACAGAGGGGGCACAUUAUCGACGAAGGCAGUUGGUGAAGCAGCUACCUGCAUAUGACCAGGAUCCAGAACAGUGCCAAGGCCUUUCAGAGCAGGAACGUUUGGUCAUGGAAGGAUUUGUAAAACAAUACAAAGAACAAGUCCUGGGGGUGGCCGAGGUGGCUUUGCCUUGUAGUAUGAAACAACAACAGCUGGAAAAAGAUGGCAGCAAUAUUAAAUCAUCAAAUGGGAUGGAAGAGGAAGCUGCUGAAAAGACUGAAUAUGUGUGUGACAUGUGCCAGCAACGCAUGCCAAGUGACGCCCCUGCGGUGUAUGCAGAGCGUGCAGGUUAUGAGCAGCAAUGGCAUCCUUCCUGUUUUGUGUGUUGCCAAUGUAGGGAACCACUGGUUAAUCUAAUCUACUUCUGGAAAAACAAUCACCUUUGGUGUGGAAGACAUUACUGUGAAAGUGAGAAGGCACGAUGUGCAGGCUGUGAUGAGAUAAUAUUCUCAGAAGACUACCUGCAUGUGGAUGGCCAGUCCUGGCACUUCAAGCAUUUCACCUGUAUGGGCUGUGAGCAGUCGCUCAGCGGAAAGUCGUAUGUUCUGGAUAAAGGUCAACUCUUAUGUGUCAGUUGCAGCAAAAUCCAAUCCAAUCAGUAGGAUCAAUAUAUCCAUCAAUGAUGAUAGGACUUGUGUCCCAUCCCUUGUAUUUCAUCUUUAAAGAUUUAACAGAUACAAAAAAAUGCUUCCAAUGUAAUGUAAAGCUUUGGUCUGAAGAAGUAACCAUACUCACAAUAUUUUAUUGUUAUAUUAUUGCUAAUACCUGAGUCUUUGGGGGAUGUCUCCAAUAGUUUCAGAGGACACCUACCUAAUUAUUACAGACAUUCUGGAAUAAAAGACCCGAAGAUCUUUCUCUGAACUUCAAUCAGGGGGUCAAUAUUGUUAGCUGAAUUCCUUAUUAACAUAUUACUGGAAUACUAGCAUAUGUAGAUAUUUAUUUGAGUAUGUUGUGUAUACUAUUUGUACAUUUAUAUAUGUUGUUUAAAUACAAUGUUGAAGUGCCCUAUGUUUGUGAGUUUCUAUAGAUUGUGCAGCCAUCUCAAUAUCUAAAAGUGGCAUCUCUAAGAUAACAAAGAUUUAAAAAGAAAAAUGAUAAAGUCUAUACAUGCAACACAAUAAAAAUCUAAAAAUAAUGGUCUAUAUUUAGCUCCUUAGAUUAGAUUAAAAAGAAAA
This is a messenger RNA of Bombina bombina (fire-bellied toad), 1721 nucleotides long. RefSeq names its product LIM and cysteine rich domains 1 (gene LMCD1). The transcript has 7 exons. Lineage: Eukaryota; Metazoa; Chordata; Amphibia; Anura; Bombinatoridae. The record is from RefSeq and is a predicted model, not a curated record. Gene Ontology annotation, molecular function: zinc ion binding. The coding region runs from base 114 to 1148 and encodes 344 amino acids.